Molecule: messenger RNA, 1570 nt
Organism: Saccostrea echinata
Lineage: Eukaryota; Metazoa; Mollusca; Bivalvia; Ostreida; Ostreidae
Exons: 5
Coding region: 58-1113 (351 amino acids)
Source: RefSeq, a predicted model, not a curated record
AAGUAAAAUUCAACACAGUUGACGAAUUCUUCGACAAAACAAAUAUAAACAAAGAAAAUGAACAUCUUUGGAAGCGCAGUGUUUCUCAGCUUGGUUUCUGUGAACAUGUGUUUCCUGACAGAACCUUCUUCAGGACAACGAAAGCAAUAUGCCAUGUACGUUUGGCGGGAUGGAUUUGAUCCUAACAUCCCCGGAUGUGGGCAGUCUGAUUUUUUAACGUGGGAUAGCAAGCACAGUCAUUGCUUCACUCAUACCUGGAAUACUGCGACAAAACGACAGUGGUUAUGGGCAACAUGUAAUCUUCCUGGUCGUGAAGUCUCAAGCAUAUUUCUGGCAGACGUAUAUCACAAAUUAAAGACGGGUUUCCUUGCCAACAGCUGUGAUAGAAGCGAUAUUAAUUUAUUAAGAACAACCUUGUUAGAGGGUCAUAAUCACGUGUCCAACUUGAAGAUUUACGCAUUAUUUGCCGCCAGUGAUGCUGAUGUGUCAGAACGUUAUAUGAUUCCAUAUGUUGUCUGGUAUAACGAACAUUGCACACGUACAAACUUGGAAAAGUUUGAUGGCGUUGCCGUCAACAACGAAGCAUACGCCUCCAUCAAAUGUUCCCUUGACGUAAAUCAGAGAAGGACAUUCCUGGACCACCUCCAGGAAAUUCACGACGAGGCACAGAAGCAACAAGACGGGAAAUUAUUGACUCAUUUCUCAGUUAGCUGGCACUGGGGACGUUGUGGGGGACAAAGUCAACCUUUCCUUUGGCGGGGGAAAAUAACGGACGCUUCACAUCACAUGAUUGAUAUAUUCGACAGUAUCGAUGUUCAGGUUGGAUACACAAUAUUCCCACAAAUCAGAGAUAGAAUGGAACUGGCUGGUCGGAAUUAUUCAUCUAUCCUUCACAAAAACAUUUAUGUGACAUUUUAUACCGAUAAGACAGAGCCUUGCCAGAUCACCUUCUUUCCUCAAACUUGUCACUUAAAUGGGAGAUCAGAAUCAAAUCUUUUCAGCAUAAUUGAUCAAUUUCCUCAAAAUGGACUUGGACAAGAACAACCCUGCAUCCAUUACUUUAGGGGUGUAUAUUCCAGUGGGGGCCAUAAAGACUGGCCUGCCCAUUUAUAAGGAUCGGUAUUUAAAAAACUUGAUACUUAAGAACUUUAUGAAAAAUUACAGAUGUACCAAUGAAAUCUGAUCGCGCAUCAGCUCAAUUUAUUCGUCAUCAAAAUGCUAAAAUUUGUAGCAGUGAUGUACAGGUGUGUCAUUCUGUGACCCCCCGGCAAGGAAUAAGUAAAAAGUUAUGCACAAACACAUGAACAGGCUUAAAUUGUAAAUAUGCAAGUACAGUUUGCAUGAUAAUAAUGUUCUUAAAUGCUUAUUCUAAAUUAAAAUAAUUAAUUGUCUUCGUAUAUUUCUUGAUCAAUGAUUGUACAAUGUAGUAAGAGUUACUUCUCUUUGUAUUUAUUGCGAGUAGAUCUUUUUCAUUUGUACUCUAUAUAAUUUCCCAUCUGUAUUGUAUGAUUUUCAUUUGUAUUUUGUUUUGAAUGUUAUUUGUAUUGUAUAAAUUCUUUGUAUUCUUUAA